Sphaeramia orbicularis (orbiculate cardinalfish) is the source of this 13306-nucleotide messenger RNA. RefSeq names its product trinucleotide repeat containing 18 (gene tnrc18). The coding region runs from base 318 to 9575 and encodes 3085 amino acids. The record is from RefSeq and is a predicted model, not a curated record. Gene Ontology annotation, molecular function: chromatin binding. NCBI's taxonomy places the organism in Eukaryota, Metazoa, Chordata, Actinopteri, Kurtiformes, Apogonidae. The transcript is spliced from 30 exons.
CUGUGUUUCAUUGCUGAGGAGUUUACGGACGCGUCAGGGGUUUUCUCUCCCCCAGUUAUCCCCCAGUUUACCUUCGGACGAGCCUGUAAUGGACUACUCUAGUUCUCCCAGCAACCUGGACGUAUUUUGAGAAACGUUUGGAUUUUUUUUUAGCUCCAUCCCCACAUUUCCCCCCAUUCAAGUCAGCAGCAUGGCUGAAAAGGAGCACGUAUCGCCUGGAAAACUAAAGACAUUAUUAUAGCCAGCUUUGGCUUUUUCGGAAUAGGGGGCCUAUCCGAAAGGACAAUUUUUUUUCACAACUUUCCCUCCUGUGGAUAAUGGAUGGCAGAGAUUUUGGACCUCCCCGAUCCGUCCACGUACCACCUCCGUUGUUGGCGGGGCUCGCCAUGGAGCCUCACCGACUCGGAGCAGCCGCAGCAGCCGGGAGGAUCCCUCCCUCGCCCGGUCACUUGGGCGCGAGUCAUCCGCCGCCUCUCCACUCCGGAAAAUUCCUGCCAUCGGCCAUUAACCUACAUCCACACCACAGCGAUGCCUUCCCGGCAGGCUCCAGUCCCUUCUUGUCGGGUUAUCCGGGCCCCUCCCCCUUGACCUCUGACCCCACGUACAGAACGGCCAAUCCCAGCAGUCUGCAGAUGGCUCAGCUCUGGGCAUCUCAUGCUCAUGAAGGCUACCCUCCUUUGUCGAGCAGCCUGUACUCCAACCCCUACCUGUCCCUGGGGCACUUAGAUCCACCAUCGCUCCCCCAGCACCCGCUCUACGACUCCCAUAAAGAUGGUUUUUACCUGCCAUCCUCCCUGAGCCAUUCGUCCCUUCACCCCCCUUCCACCGCCCCCUCGGCCCCGUCCAGCUCCACACCCCCUCAGAGGACAUCCCGGGAUGGGAUUAGAGACCGGCCUUACCGGGGGGAGAGGGGGGACAGAGAGAGGGAGCGGGAGCGGUCCAGAGAUGAGCAGCGGCCGCACAGCGUAGUGGACCUGACGCAGGACGGGAGAGGUGAGGACGACCGCCGGGUGAGAAAUGGCGACAGGGACCGGGACUCGGAGAGAGACGGCUGGUUGCUUCACCCUCACCCACAAAAGUCACACUCCCAGCCUUCCACGGCCGAGAGCAGACCCAGGCCGUCGCCGCCGCGGCCAUCUAUUCCUACAGGCGUGGGCAGGUUACACGGACCAGAAACAGACAGAGGGGGUCGAGAGGAAGAGAGCACCUCUCGUCCUCCCCACAACCAAAACUCUAAUAACUCAAACUCACUGUCGGCCUCUCUCACAGACAGACAGAGGAGGAAUGAUUCUGUGGCGACCUCAUCUGGGACCCUUCACAUCUCCUAUGUCAUCCCCCCUGCACUUCAGCCUUCUGCGUCUGGUCCGCCCCACCCCUCCACACCCAGAGAGCCUAUCAGAGAGCAGCGAGUCAGCGCACCUACAUAUGUGCCUUCUGUGGAGGUUUACGACGAACGGGUGGGGCCCAUCCAGAUUGCCUCUCAGGCCCGUGAUAACAAACACAAUGAUAAACAUAGAGACAGAGAACGGGAUCGCGAAAGAGAACGAGACAGAGAGCGUGAGCGAGAACAGGAGCGAGAACGUGAACGGGAGCGAGACAGGGAGCGGGAGAUCUACAAGUUUCCUGAGCGGAGCCUCAUAGAGCACCCACGGCUCUGCCAGUUUGGCGAAUCAAGCAAUCAAAGAGAGGAAGGUUCUGUCAUUUGUUCCAAUGGUUCUGUUGGUAAACGAAGCCAGGACGCACCUUACUCCUCCAGUCAAUCAAGGUUCAGCCCUGAGGUCAGAGACAUUCCUAAACACCGACUGGCCACAGAGCGGGCCGGGACGGAGCCAAAGUGGAACACUAUCAGCCCACUGGCCAAUUAUGCCACGAGUCACAUGGCUGCUCUGGCCGCCCAGCACGGACACACCCUCCCCUCUCCCCACAGUCAACCCACUCACACGCAAAUGUCCCAUUCCCCGCACACAGCCCACCGGCCCAACACACAUUCAAGCCACAGCCAUUCCCCUCAGACCCUCCCCUCUCAACAUGGACAUGGACGUUCAGGUGAGGAGGGGAGUCAAAGGCGCUACCUGGACCCAUCGGCGCUGUACCGACCAGGGGGUGCAUUGGUGGGAGGGUCCAGUAGUGGUGAACGAGGGACAGGUGCAGGCUCUGAUCCUGCAGAGGUCUCGGCCAUGCAGAGUCUAAUUAAGUACAGCGGAAAUUUUGCAGCUGAAGGCGCCGGGUCCUCCAGACAUGCCAACGACAGCCGAGGGCCUUUUGGGGGUCUGGGUAACAUCGGGAUGGAAGCUGAGCGAGAGAGGGAAAAGGAAAGAGAGCGGGAAAGAGAACGAGAGAGGGAGCGGGACAGAGACCGAGACAGGGUAGCACUUGGUUCAGGUGGUUCUGGGGCAUUAAGGGUACCUCCGCAGCUGAAGAGGGAGCAAGAGCGACCGGACAGCGCCCGUUCGUUCGGUCGGGAUGGUGAGGGAGAGGUGCGCCACCCUCCAGUGGGCAUCGCUGUAGCUGUGGCUAGACAGAGAGACAGUACCAGCACCAGUAAACAGGCCAGUGGACCCUCAGACCCACAGAGACCCCUGCUGCCAACAGGGAUUAAAGAUGAGGAGCGAGGAGAGGACCGAACUCGUCACCACGAUGACAGACUGCUGGGGGGCAGGUUGGAACGAGAGCAGGAGAAAGUGCUCAGAGAGUCCAAGGAGCUGGCGGAGUUCACUCAGAUGCACCCUACCCCACUAUCUGGAGGCCUGACCCCCAGUAUGAUGACACCCACCCUCAUGAACCCAAACCUGAUGGUGACGGGUGGUGCUGCUCUGUCAGGAGCCGGACGCUGGCCCCCUGACCCCUCAACCCUGACCUCUCACCCUUGGAUUCCCCGCCCAGGAGCACCCCCAGUUUGGCUCUCCAGCUCGCCAUACAGUCUGGGUCCUUCAUCACUCCACCAAACCCUCCCUCCAGGCUACCCUCCAUCUCUGCCAGGUUCUAUACCUCCUCCGUACCAGUUUGCCAGAGAUCCACAGUCUGGACAGCUCCUUGUCAUCCCUACUGAACACCUGCCACACUAUGGAGGUGACGUACUAGAGCGUGGAGCCCCAGUGUGGUCGAGUGUGUACGGUACAGGCAGCUCACUGCAGCACGCAGCCCAGCUUCAGCUCCUCUCCCAGCAACAGAUGCUCCGACAACAGGAGCUGCUCAUGAUCCAGCAGCACACGGCGCAGGUCCUGGAGCUGCAGAGGAACGCACAGCUUGUCGCAAGUGGCAUUCAUGAGCGUUUGAAGGCCAGCGAGCACCGGCCAGAGCUUGAAGACAAAGCAGACAAGCGGAACCCCGACCCCAAACCCCGGCCCUCCUCGAUAUCCUCCCCGUCUCCUUCGCCCAUCCUUCAUCCUCGCAAACCUCCUCCUCCCUCUCGCUCACCAACCCCGUCCACAUCCUCUCUCACCCCGCUGCCUCCACUCCCCUCCCCGGUGACCACUCUCAAGUCAGAGGAAGGGGGGCAGAGAGCACUGUCUCACCCACCUACACCCCUGCCUCAUCCUCCUUCCCCGCGGUCUGCCUCUCCACCCCCUUCUUCGCCACGGCGGCCCAAACAGGAGGCAGCUGAAGACGGGGAGGUGGGAAGGAGGGAGCAGAGAGAUGGACAAAAACCACCCACUGCACCUUUUCAGGGCAUCUACUCAGAUCUUCCAGGUUACUCUUACCAAUCUAUCACUGCCCCAUUUGGCUCACCUUUCCCCACUUAUCACAUGCCAACACCAACUGCAGCCAAAACAGAAGUCGUCCCACCUCACCGCUCCCACUCUCCCUCCCCAGUGGCCUCUUUGCCUUCAGCUCAUCUUCAUUUGAGGUCGCUGGACUCUGACAUUAAGCCUCAGAAACUAGAGCCUUCGAAGUCAGGUUCUUUCCUCAAACAGGAACCUGGUGUUGAACAGCCUCAGUUGGAUGUGACACCAGAACCCCUAGGUCCUCUUCGCCGCAGCCCAGUCCUGCCCACACAGAACAGAGAGGUGGAGGUGGAUGGUGAAGCACCAAAACCCCAGCCUCAACCGGUACCAUUGCACAUCUCUAGCCCUCCACCACAAAAAAGUGAAAGACUUGAAGAAGUCAUAGGGGAAGAGCAAGAUGGAGGGCAGAUCAAAAUGGAAGUCCCAUCUUACUCGUGUCAGGCAGCAUAUCCACUGCCUCUUUCACUCAAAGAGGCUGAGGCUAAGCCAGAUGUCAUUAAAGAUCCAGAGCAAACACGAUAUCCAUCAUGCAUCACUGCAGAUUCUGACAGCCAGGAAUCCGCUCAAGUGUGUGGGUCAUUAGAACAAACCAGCAGCUCUAUGUGUGAACCCCAGCAGCUGGAUGCUCCAAUAAACUUACACACUCCUAGUCAGAGAGAAAGUACCAAUGAAACUCCUGUUUAUCCACCUGUCAUCUCUGACUCCCCAUUCCCACUCAUCACUGGUCCUGAGGAUCCCAUGGCAGGGCUGUUGGCCCUGGUUACAGCCAGUGAGAUAGCUCAGGCCAGACCCAGCACCCCACCUGCCCCAACGCUCACACCACAGAUCGAAAACCCUCACCUAAGUAGUAGUGCAGGGCCUCUAGAGAUGGUGGCCCUGGAGGGGAUGGCCCUGCUCAGCCAAAUGGCACCACAGGAGAUGGAGCUCAUCAACCACGAGCGAGAUGUGACAUUAGAGGGUCUUGAUUGUCUACUGGAAGCUAGUAGGCAAAUUCUGUUGGAGGCCAUUGAAAAACAAUCCCACAUUGAUCUGCCCCGAGUUCUGGACCCCACCAAGAAGUACAGCUGGAGGCAGAGGAAGGAGGAGCCACUGUACAGUAAAAUGUCAGUGGAUGUGUUGGACGCGGUGGAAGUGGAAUACCGGGUUCGCCUGGCUGAGCUGCAGAAGACAUAUAAGGAAAAGCAGAGAGAGCUGAGCAAGCUGCAGAGACGCAGAGACAAGCGUGAGCGGCAGCAGCAGGAGGAUGAGAGGCGGAGUCUGACCAGACGAGGCAGAGGAAGACCCAGGAAGAGGAAACACUUGGCCACGCCUCUCAAACUGGACAGCAGGCCUGGAAAGGUUGGUAGGACAGUGCAAUACUCUGAAGACUCUGAAGCCGGAGAGGGACAGAAGAAAAAGUUUAGGCCAUCCAGAGAAGAAGAGGAAACAGAGGCAGGGAGUGGAGGAGUGAAGGUGAAAAAGAAAAAAAAGAAGAAGAAAAGCUGGAAUGAGCAAGAGCCUUCCACUAGUCAUGCUCUGGAGGUGUUGAAGGCGAAGCGUGGCCAUGUAUGUGAGCAGGAGCAGCUGGCAUCUGACCUCGAUAGAGCGCUUUCGCUCUCACAGCUCGGCUCUCUCGGUGCAUCUCACAAACUUCCCUCCAAUGCAAAAGUAGACCGGUCGAAAGGCAAGUCUGGGGAAGGUCGGGUAAAGGAGCGGAACAUCCACUCCUCUGUCAAAGGGCCGAAACACAAAAUAGCUGGAAAGACUUGUGCUUCGGAGACAGUCCAGAAGGUGAAGAGUCAGAAGAAGCGCACUUUGUUCUCUCCUGGGAGAUCAGAGCUCAGCAGCUGUUCCAACAACUCUGAUUCAGAGGAGCACAAUUCUGCCCGAGGGGGCUGGCCCCCUCUCUCAGGCACACGUUCCCGUGACAACCUGGCCAGGAAGAGGCGGUCCACGACAUCGCCAACAUCACUGCUGUCCAGUCAGAAGUCUCAGAAGAAGAAACACAAGCACUUAUCCCUGCUGCUGGAGGAGGCAGGCCUCAGCUCUUCUGACGACUCCUUCGACCAAGCAGAAUCCUCGGAGGACAAUGACGACAACGAGGAGGAAUCUGAUUCAGACGAUGGCGGCUGUGAGGAAAGUGGGCUGGGACUUUUGGCGAGGUUUGCAGCCAGUGCGAUCCCCGUCAGCUCCCCACCACUGAGCCUUCUCCAUGACGGCAAACACCGCAGCAGGCAAAGCACACUGGGUUCAUCCGAGUGUGAAUGGUCAGACUCCGGUUCAGACUUGCGGCUGAGGAAGUUCCCCUCUCUGCUGCAUGGCAAACGCUCUGCCCCAGAGCUUCCCUUGUUGCCCCCGGCAACCCACCGCAUUGACCAGACCAGCCCUACCAAGCGGGAAGAAUUGCUGCCUGUCAAACGCAAGCCUCUGCCCAAACCACGCCCUUCACCUCGGUCACCGCGGCGGUUUAGCUUUGACCUGGCCACUGGCUCAGGGUUUGGUGGCUUCAGUGAGGAUGAGGGCUGGAACCGACGACGCAGCGAGAGGAUUUUCCUCCACGAUGCGACCACUACAGCCAAUCAGAUAUCUGCAUCUGCCUCUGCCUCUGCCAAUCAGAGCAGCUCCUCAUCCUCCUCCUCCUCUUCCUCUUCUUCCUCCUCUGGCUCAGCCCCACCGCUCACCCUGAAGCCUGCCUCCAGACCCAAGCCCAGUCCACCGAGCAGAGAGGGAAAAGAUGCAGUGAAAAAAAAGAAGCUGAAGGACUCUCCUCUGCCUGUGAGCCCAUCGUCCACGCUGUGCUCCCCUAUCACAGAUGGUCCCGUGGCUCUUAGCCUCAGUACAGCACGAAAGAGCCAACCAAAAACCAAGACCAAGGCCAGAGAGCCCUCCAGGGGUGCGGUGAGCCGGCUGAUGGAGAGCAUGGCGGCGGAUGAGGACUUCGAACCCAAUCAGGACAGCAGCUUCAGUGAAGAUGAGCUACUCCCAGCAUGCAACAACAGUGUACCAGAGAGGUCCUCUCCACUCGCUCCAGUGCAGUGUGUGUUGGAUAAAGACUCUCUGGUAGAUGGACUCAGAGUUUUAAUCCCAAUGGAUGACCAGCUACUGUACGCAGGACAUGUGAACACUGUACACUCCCCUGACAUAUACAGUGUGGUGGUGGAGGGGGAGAGAGGGAACCGACCACACAUCUACUGCUUGGAACAACUACUGCAGGAAGCUAUCAUCGACGUAAAGCCUCCGUCUGUGCGCUACCUCCCAGAGGGCACCCGCAUCGCUGCCUACUGGAGCCAACAGUACCGCUGCCUUUACCCCGGCACGGUUGUCAACGGAAUUUCAGAUAUUGACGAAAAUGACAAUCUUAUCACGGUUGAGUUUGAUGACGGCGACACGGGCCGGAUCCCCCUUUCUCACAUCAGACUGCUGCCGCCGGACUACAAGAUCCACUGUGCUGAGCCAUCUCCUGCGCUGCUCGUAGCCAGCUGCAACAGGAGGAGAGUACGCAAAUGCAGUAAGGAGGGCAAAGAGGCGACACCGAAACAAGAAGACAGUACUCCGAAGAUUAAAGGAAAACCUGGCCGCAAACCUAAACCCAAACCUGAAACUGCCCUGGACCCAGAUGGCCGCGAGAAAGCUGAUCCCCCAUCCUCCUCCUCCUCCUCCUCUGCUCAACCCACCGAAAGGCCCCAGGCUCCCCCCAAGCUGACCCAGGACAGGACUUCCUCUGUGCAGAAAGCAGCUCAGGAGAAGCCCAGGCCUGCAUCCCGGCCCACUAUGGGAACCCAGGCAAAACCAGGCCGAAAGAGCUCCACCACGACCCCUUCAAGCAGCCCAACCCUUUCCAGCCCAGUGUCCAGGAAGGACAGCACAGCCCAGCCUCCUUCUUCAAAAUCAGGCCGGUCUCUGCCUCCGUCCCUCUACCCCUCCACAUACGGUAAAGUCCUGACCGUGGACCUGUACAGUGAACCCAACCUCAGCUCUUAUAAAAGAGAGAAGGACAGCAGUCCAACCACCAGCAGACCCAUUGCAAGACCUAAUUUGACAUCUAAUGCAACGAAACCCAGUACUUCUUCGACCACUCCUAGACCCUCAUCAGCCUCCACAUCGAAAGCCAAACCUUCCUCAGACCACCACAACAGCUCCCGUCCCAGCCUCGGCCCUGGGCACAUAUCCAGCUCCAUCUCCAGGAUGCCAACGAGCAAACCCAGCUCGUCACUAACAUCCAGACCUUCAUCGUCUUCGUUGUCCUCAUCCUCUGCACCCAGACCCAAACUGAAGAUGCCAUCUGACCAGCUGUCCUCCAGAACUGGCUCCAUCUCCAGGCCUAAGCCCAGUUCAGGGCAAAGUGAUGUGAGGCGUAAGUCACUAUCCGCAGAGCCCCUUGUCAAGCUCGACCACGAAGGUGUCACGUCCCCUAAGACCAAGAAAACCAAGGCUCUGAUGUUAUUAGAGGAACGUGGUGUAAGGCGAGACCACACCCCUAUUACCACAGCCACAGCCAACCAAAAACUGCAAAAAACUGCUAAGCCACGAGCUCCAGAGAGAGACACGGCUGGCCCACUGGAAAAAGAUUCCACCUACAAAGCAUCGGUGCUGGCAAAGGAGAAGGCAGACGGCUGUGGAAGUUGUAGUAGAGGACAGGAGGUGGAGAAGAGAGAGGAGAAAGUGAAAAAAGAGGAGAGGAGGGAGGUGGAGAAGAGAGAGGAAAGGAAGAUGAAAGAGGAAUCUCAGAGCAGCAGCAGCUCUGAUUCAGAAGAAGAAUCCAACAAAGGGAAAAUGAAGAAAAAGAAGAAAUGCACCUCCAGCUGCUCCUCCUCUUCUUCAUCUUGCUCUGGAUCCUCUUCAUCUUCAUCAUCGUCAUCCUCUUCAUCAUCCUCGUCAUCUACAGAUGACUCCUCCUGCAGCUCAGAUGAAGAACGGACUCCCACCCCUCCACCAGGCCCUGUGUCUCCACCUGCUACACAGGAGAAACCUAAAGAGGAGACAAAAGAAGAAGAAGAGGAGGAGGUGAAGAAAGAGGUGGAGGUAAAAGUAGAAGAAGAAGAAGAAGAGAUGUCUCCUCCUUCGCAGUCCCCAUCUCCUUCAGCCUCUCCAACCACCGCCACUCCCACCCCAGCAAAACCUGCUAAACCUGCCACCGGGAAGGGCUCCGGGCAACGGGGGCGUCCUCCAAAACAGAAGACGAGUGGGGGAGAGGGGAAGGUGGGCAGGCCAAAGCGGCGAGAGGGGGUCCACCUCCCCACAACUAAGGAGCUGGCCAAACGUCAGCGGCUCCCCAGUGUGGAGAACAGACCCAAAAUUUCUGCUUUCCUUCCCGCCAGACAGCUCUGGAAGUGGUUUGGGAAACCCACUCAGAGACGAGGUAUGAAGGGAAAAGCUAAGAAGCUCUUCUAUAAGGCCAUCGUCCGUGGCAGAGAGAUGAUCCGUAUCGGUGACUGUGCCGUGUUCCUGUCCGCCGGCCGCCCCAACCUGCCCUUCAUUGGCCGCAUCCAGAGCAUGUGGGAGUCCUGGGGAAGCAACAUGGUGGUCAGAGUCAACUGGUUCUAUCAUCCAGAGGAGACGAACCCUGGCAAGAAACUCACUGACAAGAAGAACUGGGAUCAAAUGUGUGGUCAGUCUAUACCAGCAGCUCUGCACUCCUCUAUCCAGAGGAAAGACUUCAUGGAGCGUGCUCUGUACCAGUCAUCCCACAGUGACGAGAACGACGUGCAGACGGUCAGCCACAAGUGCCUGGUGGUGAGCGUAGAGGAGUACGAGCAGAUGACCCACACGCGCCGCUACGCCGACAGCGAGGACCUCUACUACCUGGCUGGCACUUACGAACCCACCACCGGCAUGAUCUUCAACACUGACGGAGUGCCGGUCAUCUGCUAAGAAAAAAAAAAAAAAAAACACACUGAAACUAACGCUAUAAGACACUGAAACCAAACUUCACUUGAGGUCAAACCAUCUCAUGGCCGAUCUCCCGUCUCAUCGCCGAUCCUCACCUUCACGAUGGAUCGUUCAAGGCCACCACUUGACAAACUGCUGCAACACCAUGAUACACUUCAAACUGUCAUGAUCAGCUACUACAAAACAGGAGACACUACAGACAGUAUUAAAAGGAACUCGUCUCCUGACUUGUUUGCACACACAAACUCCAUUAACACGUACUGGUUUGCUCAUUGUGUUCAUGGGGAAGCUUCAGAACACACUUGAGCUCUUCAGUCUCCUUUAACAUGUAAAUAUACCUGACACAGACACAUUUACACCCACACCUGCACAGACACAUGUAAAUACUCACCCUCAUGUAAUACACACAGUAAUAUAGAGGAAAAUAUGAGUGUUUUAUUUUCAUGUAAUAGAUUUAUGUCAGAGUACUUUUUUCUAAAGAGGCGAACAGUCAAGAAGCUUUAAUGAACUGUGAAUGAUGAUACAAUAGAGAGAGGCCAGUGUCCGUCCGUCUGUCCAUUCGCCCUCCCUCACCCCAGGCAGGAAAGACGGACAGACACCAGCACCAAGCGGUGUGACGUUGUGAUUAUGAUGUUGCCGUGGUGAUGUUACAGUCAUGUUACAGUCAAUAUAAACGUGUCUACAGAACAGCAGGAGCGACAGACGCAAAGACAGAAUGAGACGCACAGAAAGAGAGUUGGAGACUCCUUCCAUUUGCUGUCCAACGGAGAGCACUUAUAAAAACAACACUUAAAAGUCUAUCCUCCUUUAAUUUAAUCCCCCCUGGACAAUCCCAACUCAGGCAGACGAGGCUGCCCGUGUGCGACUAAAACUUCUGACUCCCUCAGAGACCUCAGGCUAAAGAGAGAGGAAGGAACCUUGUAGUAUUAAAAGCACUUCCCAUUUUCUCCUUUGAGUUUCUGAUGUUAAAGGAAAAAUCCACCCUGAAAACACUUAAACACUAUUAGGGGAAAAAAGCAGCUGCUGUUGUGUUUCAUUGGUGGCCCAUUUUACACUGCCACAUCAGGAGAGAGAGAGAUAGUAGGAAUCUUACUAGAGACAGCACAGAUACAAAUUACGGUGCCUUGGGGUGUUGAAAAGCAUUCUGGGAAGUGUCGGACAUCCCUUUUUGUAAGUAGAAAUGGGUAACCAAUAAAAAUAAACUGCAACACUUCAUCACAGAGUAACUCCUGGAACACACUGAACAAGGCGAGCUGGUAUAUUAACAGUGUAGGAGUCGCAGAGCGGUGGAUUUUCCCUUUAAAGUGUUUUCAAGGCUGUAAACACUGCGGUCAGUGCAAUAGGCAUCAAGGCUCUAAUUAAAAUCAGCUUGAACAGACGUCGCCCACAUUUCAGAUGUGCUUAAAUCAUUCGGCCGCAGUGUUUAGACCCUCUAUGUGUCUUGUGUUUGAUGUAUUUUACUUUUCUUUUGCUUCUGCUGUUUUAUGGGUGUCCAUCUUUACCCUCUUUGAUCACAUUUGAUUGACCCUCCAAGCAAUGAACGUUGACAAGAGUGCACUUUGAAUGAGCUCCGCUGCAGAGGAGACUCUGUGACUGGGAGUCUUGUAAGUCUUCCUAUAGUAUUUCCUAACGCCCAAACCCCGUCACCCUCCUGCUGCUCAUACUGCCUCUCCACAUGCCCUUUUGACACACACACACACACACCGAUACACGGCCCUUUCUCUGUUCAUGUUUUUGGCUGUCUUUUAGCUGCUUAUGAAGUUGUUUCUAUGUGCCUAGUUGAACUGUUUUUAGGGUGAGACUGUUGAAUGUCAUGCUCAGGGUUGUGAGCAUUUUGGGCGGCCUUUUUUGGUUUUCCUCCUCCCAGGCCUUAUGAUGACGAUUCGCCAAAUCUCUCUUAGGUCCCGCCCCCAUUUUUAGACCCAUCAUUUUCUUCUGCUGCUUCAGGCGCUGAGGAGAAAUCAGAUUUUCCCCAGUGUUGUUGACUUGGGGAAAUACCUUUUCUUCUAUGUGAACCUUCCGUUCUUAAGCUCUUAAGUCACUCAGUUACGCUAUUGUGUAUAGAGUUUGUAUCAGAAUCUAUAUACAGUAUUAAGUGUACUGUAUAUAACAGUGAUUUUCAUGUUGAUUUUCUUGUAUGUCUCUUACCACGUUGCCCUAUCUCUGUUUUGCUGCAGAGACUGAAGAUUGUCUUGUUGAUAUUCAAUAGGUUUUAUAUUUUCUACUCUCUUGAGAUCGUUUGGUUUUGUCUGGACUUGUCUGCGUGAUAUUAUAUUGUAUUUCGUUCUGGAGAUGGCUGCAUGACGUCUGGAAAAUGACUCAAGGUUUUAAUUUUGCAACAUUUUCCCGAUAAAUGACAAAGGACGUCCGCCCGCAUAGUAGCAUGUACGAUCAUGGUAUAAAAUCAGAUACGACGGCUACCCUGUAUAGGAAAGUUUGAUAAAGCGCUGCCCGACUAUUAAUAAAGCCCGUUUUAUGUGCUUUGAUCAGGUACAGAGUGUAUAUCUACAGUCUUCUGACAUUAAUCAGCCGUUGCUUAUUGACUCUUAUCUGCUCAAAGCCCCGCCUCAUCCUUAAGAUGCUGCUCUAACGUCACCUGAGACCAUGACCGAAGAUCAGUCACACUUUGGCAGAAAGUUCACAAGUUUCGGUCACAAACUGGGAUCUCCGGUUGAUUAUCUCAGGCGUGGGAGCGUCACGGAUACACAGGUCAGAGCGGUGUUUGCAGAGUGAACAAGUUAAAAGUGCCCGUUCUGAAUGUUUGUUUACCCCUGGAGCUGCUAAAGCACUUUUGUGUGUGUGUGUGAAGGAGACUGAUAAGACAUCAGACUCUUAUCCCCUGGUAUUACCACGUACACACAUAUGCACACACUUACACACCUUUGUAACCCUUUAAGGUGUGUGUUAUUGCCUUCCAAUCUCUAUUUGCCCCCCUAUCUCCAUCCAAAGCCCAGCCUUAGGCCUUCAUACAGGGUCCAACAUGCAGACUUAUUCCCCACCUCGCCUUCACUUUCAUUUGGUGUCAUAUAUUUUAAGAGCUGACUUUGUAAAUGUUCUUUUAUCACCGUUGACUUGUUUUACUUUGGCUUGUCUUUGACAUUUUUUUUUUGUUCUUGCAGUGACUAUUUUUUCCCUCCCAUCUUUUCACUUUAUUUGCAUGUUUCUGUCAUUUUUUAAUUAUUAUUGUUAUUAUAAUUAUUAUUAUUUCCCUUGCUUCCCCUCUCUGAACAAUCGUCCACGCCUCUCACGCAAUAACUGCUGACAGGCACUGGGAGCUAGCUGCUAGAGAGAGAGGAAUGGGAGAGAGAGCAUAAGCGAGAAUGGGAGAGAAAGAGAGAGAGAGAGAGGUGGACUGGAGGCUGGUUCUUCGUCUGCUGUUCCUUCAGUAUCGUUAUCGUCCUGUUACAGAAAAAAAAAGAUUAUUUUGAAAAUAAAUAGAAAAAAUCAUAUUAGUUUUGUAAAUGAUCCUUCACUGUCGAGGGGAGAAAAAGCUAUCAGAAUAUACUUUGUACACAUGUCUAAUCUUGUAAAAAAUACUAAAGAAUACAUUUUAGAGAUAAAUCUGAAACCAGAUAUAUUCUGUCGCCCUAUACUGUAUGUGAACUGUUUUUUUCUCUUUUUUUACAGACAGCAACCAUGUUUAUCAGUGUUUCUUUUAAAUUGUUUUAGUAACUCAAUAUUUUAUAGUUAAUCAAUAAACAGAUGGAACUGUA